CUAGGAGAGACCAGCUGGGCUCGCACGCACCGCACGCGUGCCACUGAAAGAGCACAGCGGACUCUGACGACAUAAACAGACUCUGGUCUGGAGCUGCUCCUGUACAUGUACCUGUUCCAGUUACCGCCAUUCGGAUUUGCUCGUCUUCUGGUCCACGGGACGCCCGCUGCAACCGCAUUUCUCAAAACCGAUAUCCUGCUACCCCUGGAUUAAAACAGCUCUUGUUUUCUCUCACUACAACCCUGGUUUCUCCGUCUUCAGCGGCAAGCAAACACCCUGCUACAUAGUCUCCCAUGGCGACUGGACUCACUGCCUCUUCGUCUUCUACUCAUCUCUUCCAUCGACAGUCCUCCACCAUGUAUCACAGCAAUCACCCGCAAUAUAACUACUCUCCUCCCACUCACCACCAACCGCCUCCGCCAUCGUCCAGGUCGUCGGCAGAGAUAUCUCCUUCGACUCGUCCGCAUAGGCUGGCCGAUGUUCCAGUUUCUUCCCACCCUCCCAGCGUAAAGUCGCUGCCGUCUAUCCACGAGGCACUCGGAAAGAGCAAUCCUCUACCAUACCCUCACCCUCAGCCGUCAGUAUGCGGCCCCUCGCAGGCACCGGGUCACAUUGCGCCUUCAUCAAAUCUCAUGACUGGCCCAAGUGCGGAAGGGCCGAGUGGGCCAUCAAACCCGUUCUCAUCAACAAACUCCUCAGCCCCAUCCCUGCGGGAAUCCAUCCUUAACUCGCAGCAUCACCCCUCUGCUCCAUCUCAGUCCGAAGGCUCAAUAAGGUCUCAAGACUCACAAACCCGCUCUAUACACUCCAUAGGAUCGGAGAAAUCGUCUACAAGGAGCUCGGUUGCCGACAGAACAUCAAUAUGUACCUCACACGCACCUAGCUUUGACAUGCUAUCUACGACUUCCACUGCCGUCUCUUCGCCAACUAGCUAUGUGUCGCCAGUGAGCUACAACCCGCCCUCCUAUUCAUCCCACCGCAGUGUCCCUACUUCGCAAACUUUCCCUCAACCAUCCUUCGAAAACAGACCUGCUCAUUCGACAUGGACCUUUGGCGCUUCCGACCAUACCUCAAUGGAGGGGGUAAAGUCGUUGCAGAAAAAUAAUGGAGGACAAUACUGUGAUGCAGUCAAAAGACACCUUGAUGAUUACGACGUCCGCGCAUCUCUAAACGAGGUCCGAGACACGAGUUCCCGGACGCUAGAUAUACUUCGACCAUAUUCUCAACGUCCCCAGUCAACUAGGGCAGAGUCAAUCGAUGCAGCUAGCUUGUUACCCUCGCUGGCUGAAAUCGAUGAGUUACUCCACCUCCAUCGCCACACGGCAGAGAUUCUCGAAAGAAUCCGUUCGGCCGCAAUCUCCCAUGAACACUCUUUAAACGAGCAGCGGAGUCACCAACAAAUAUUUAAAGCAGAUCACACCCGCGAGAAAGAGCGGAUGUCGAUGUACGGCGAGGAGUACAAAAAUGGUACCGUCUUGGCAGGUGGCAAUAACACUCACAUAAUGAAUGGUUCUAGCCUCGAAAAGAAGCGCAGGGUACGAUGAACUUUCCCCUCCACUGAGCAUGAUCUAUCAUCUUCACUCAACACUCAGUUCCGCUCUUGCUAACCUCCAAACUGUAGAAAGCUGCCCCACCUGGCCGCUGUCAUAGCUGCAAUCGUGCUGAGACCCCCGAAUGGCGCAGAGGACCUGACGGUGCUCGAACUCUCUGCAACGCUUGCGGUCUGCACUACGCCAAACUCACUCGCAAACAGGGCAUGAACAAGACAGCCUCAUCUACAUCUUCCUCUUCGCAGAUGGCAAUGGCUGCAAGUAAUAUCAGGCCAAGAGCUGGUGUUGGCCGAUCACCACCUCUCCAGCCCUGAUAUCCUCCCUCGGUCCACUAUAUACCAUACUAUAUAUAUUUGUGCGAUGUAUUUCUAUACAUAUCUUGUCGGUCUUUUCUCCUACCAUCCCCUCCCUCCUUUCUACUUUCUUACUGUCUUUUCCAAAACUGGGUGGUUCGGAAAGGUAAAAAAUAAACCUAAAGAUUUAUUUCAACAUCCGGGGGCGUUUCUUGCUCGUCCUUAUUGCACCAUUCGAUUGAUUUCCUGUCCCUUUUAUUAUUAUUAUUAUUAUUAUUAUUAUUAUUAUUUUA
Messenger RNA from Trichophyton rubrum CBS 118892, 2136 nucleotides. RefSeq lists its product as uncharacterized. The coding region runs from base 294 to 1544 and encodes 416 amino acids. NCBI's taxonomy places the organism in Eukaryota, Fungi, Ascomycota, Eurotiomycetes, Onygenales, Arthrodermataceae. Gene Ontology annotation, molecular function: sequence-specific DNA binding; zinc ion binding. Gene Ontology annotation, biological process: regulation of DNA-templated transcription. The record is from RefSeq and is a predicted model, not a curated record. The transcript has 2 exons.